AUAAUCAACUAGGUGACGUAACAAUUCGAGUACACUUUGAUCUCGAAAUUUCAUUCUCGAAGUUUCUACACGCUAGUGUCGGCGAGAAAAUUCUGAAAGGAUCUUUAGUUCACAAAUAACUGCUUCAAAAUGGCAUCCGCAAUCAAACGUCUCGUUCCAUUGUUCGACCGCAUCCUUGUCCAAAAGGCCGAUGCUGUAACCAAAACCGCUAGCGGUAUUGUUAUCCCAGAGAAGGCCGCCGCCAAGGUCUUGAGGGGAACUGUCGUCGCCGUUGGUCCAGGUGCCAGGAAUCAAGCUGGAGAUCAUAUCGCACCUCAGAUCAAAAUUGGAGAUGAGGUUCUUCUCCCAGAAUAUGGUGGCACCAAAGUGACACUUGCUGAGGACAAAGAACUCCACUUGUACAAAGAGUCUGAUAUUUUAGCCAAGGUGGACAGUUAAAUCUCGAGAAAAUUGCUACACGUUUAUUUCGUUUUAUACAAACAUUUUAUUACAAAACAUAUUAAAUGUAUUGUUUGUUAAAUGCC
Molecule: messenger RNA, 524 nt
Organism: Nicrophorus vespilloides
Lineage: Eukaryota; Metazoa; Arthropoda; Insecta; Coleoptera; Silphidae
Product: 10 kDa heat shock protein, mitochondrial
Exons: 3
Coding region: 130-438 (102 amino acids)
Cellular component (GO): mitochondrial matrix
Molecular function (GO): protein-folding chaperone binding; ATP binding; protein folding chaperone
Source: RefSeq, a predicted model, not a curated record